Molecule: messenger RNA, 3462 nt
Organism: Nelumbo nucifera (sacred lotus)
Lineage: Eukaryota; Viridiplantae; Streptophyta; Magnoliopsida; Proteales; Nelumbonaceae
Product: Pentatricopeptide repeat (PPR-like) superfamily protein
Biological process (GO): RNA modification
Cellular component (GO): intracellular membrane-bounded organelle
Molecular function (GO): RNA binding; protein binding
Source: RefSeq, a predicted model, not a curated record
UGACCGAACCCAACAUAGCUACCACAGAGCAACACGUGCAGGUUUCAAGUACUUAAACCGUGUAUAACGGCCAAUAUGUCCGCAGUAGGAAGAAAGGAGAAAGUAGUAGUAGUACAGAUGUUUCUGAACGAACUACCGGAUUUUGAUGGAACAGGGUGAACUUUCUUCGGUCUUUGAUGAUAUGGGGUUGAUGUCUCGAUAUCGUUUGAUGGGUUUGCCCAGGAUUAAAGACUUAUGCGAUGAGAACUUCGAAAUGCCAUUUGAUCAUUCAUUUUGAAUUCUUUUUGGUCGCUGCGGUAAUUAUGGACUUGAAUACGAUAGUAGGAGCUUUACGCCAUUGUGGCCGCAUUCAAGCUUUCAAAAACGGCAAGGCGUUGCAUUGCCAGUUGAUAAAAUACGGGUUCUGGAGGGAUGUUUUUGUUGCAAAUAAUUUGAUUGCCAUGUAUGUAGAUUUCACUUCCAUGGGGGAUGCAGAAAAUUUGUUUGGGGAAAUGCCUGUAAGGAAUGUUGUUACUUGGACCACCAUGAUCUCUGGGUAUACUAUUGCAGGAAGUCCUGUUGACGGUUUAAGGAUAUUUAACUUGAUGUCAGAGUCAGGAUCAGAACAACCGAAUUGCUUUACAUAUUCUGCAGCACUUAAAGCGUGUGCUUUGUCAGGGAAUCUUGAACUGGGCAAGUCAAUACACAGAAGUAUAUCCGGAGAUAAAUUGCAAUCUGAUACAGUUUUGAUGAACACUGUUCUUGACAUGUAUGUUAAGUGCGGGAGUUUGAGUAAUGCUAGGAAGGUGUUUGAUGAGGAUUUUCUACCAAAUUCAAAUUCAUGGAAUACAAUCAUCGCAGGGUAUUUGAAGGAAGCUCAGAUGGAAGAAGCAGUUAAUCUAUUUCAUAAAAUGCCCAAACCUGACACUGUCACAUGGAACACCAUUAUUUCAGGCUUUGCCCAUAAAGAGAGUCCAGAAACGUUAAAAUUUCUAGCAAUGAUGCACAGAGAAGGCUUUAAACUUGAUCAAUUCACAUUUUCAUGUGCUUUGAACACCUGUGGUUGUCUCAGUUUGCUUACAGUGGGUAAACAGAUUCAUUGCUGUGUGGUUAAGUCUGGUUUUGAAUUAAGCUGCUUUACUGGGUCAGCUCUUAUUGAUAUGUAUUCUAAGUGUAGUGCAAUUGGUGAAGCAAUAAAGUGGUUUGAUCAAUAUCCAAGGUACCAAGGGUCUGUUCAUGAUAAGUUGUCGCUUUAUAAUUCUAUGCUUUCUGGGUAUGCUGUUAAUAAAUACAAUGUUGCUGCUCUUGACCUAGUCUCUCAAAUCCAUAGCUUAGGUUUACCUCUCGACUCCUACACUUUCAGCAGUAGUUUAAAAGUCAGUGUUAACCUGUUUGAUUUGAAGCUUGGGCUUCAACUCCAUGGUAUAAUUAUAACCAGCGGAUAUGAAUCAGAUUAUGUUGUUGGAAGUGUGCUUACAGAUUUCUAUGCAGAAAAUGGGAACAUAAAGGAUGCACUAAAAUUGUUUCAGAAGCUAACCAGGAAGGAUAUAAUUUCCUGGUCUAGUUUGAUUGCAUGUUGUGUUAAAAAAGGAUUAAACUUGUUAGUGUUUUCUCUGUUCAAAGAUAUGGUUUACUUGGAUUUUGAAGUAGAUCAAUUUGUUCUUUCAAGUGUUCUUAAAGCCUGUUGUAACAUUGUGGCGCUUGAAGCUGGAAAACAGGUUCAUGCUUACUGUGUUAAGAGCGCAUAUGAAAUGGAGGAGGUAAUAAUCACCUCUCUGAUUCAUAUGUACACAAAAUGUGGUGAUAUUGAGGCUGGAUUGACUUUAUUUAAUGACGUUUCCAGGAGAGACACCAUUUGUUGGACUGAAAUCAUUGUUGGGUGUGCACAGAAUGGAAGAGCAACAGAAGCAAUAAGGUUAUUCCAAGAGAUGCUAAAAUCAGGAGUUGAACCGAAUGAAAUCACUUUUCUAGGUGUUCUUUCUGCAUGUAAGAAUGUUGGUUUGACUAGGGAAGCUUGGAUCUUUUUGAAAGCCAUGGAAUCAAAGCAUGGGCUCAAACCACGUAUUGAGCAUUACUGUUGCAUGGUUGACCUUCUUGGUAGAGCUGGGUGUUUUGAAGAGGCAGAGAAGUUGAUUGCUGUUAUGCCAUAUGAACCCAAUGAGACCAUAUGGCUCUCUUUGCUUGGAGCCUGUGGAAUUCACAAUAACAUUGAACUUGCCAUUCGCAUUGCCCAAAAUCUUUUUGCAGUGUCACCACAAAACCCAUCAAUCUAUGUGACACUGUCAAAUAUUUAUGCCAGUUUGGGAAUGUGGACUGAUUCAACAAAACUUAGAGAACUUAUCAGAGAAACUGGCAUGAAGGAAGCUGGAUUAAGCUGGAUUGUGGUCAGGAGUUAGAAUUGUUUCCAAAAGGUGAUUUUAUUCCGGACGGGAGUUGAUGAGAGAGCUUGGGUACCAAAUAUUAGUGGUUGUUUCUCGUCUUCAAAUCCUUCAUCAACCUUCUAGUGAAAAUCCUGUCCUAGCUAAAGAACUUUAGAGCAGUCCCAUUCGCCCUAAAGUAAAGGUUUUCUGUUGGAAAGCUGUCAAUUAAGUGCUGGAUUCGUGAUAACAAGAAGUGGAAAAACUGGUAUCUCUCCCCUCAUGUAUGCAUUCUUUGCCCAAAAAUGGGGAAAACAUCAACCAUCUUCCGGUGCUCAGGUGUGGGAAAAUUCUCUCCCUGGUUGGAAGUGAUUGAGCGGCUCCAAAUGACAUAUCAGACUUGUUCACUAAAAACAUGAUGAGUGGUUCAGUGAAUUCUUUGGCAAUGUGUUUUUGGGGUUGUCUUUUGCCGGUUGUGGAAUGAAAGAAAUGCACCAAACUUUGAAGAGAAGGCAAGGAUGGCUCAGACUGAAACGAUAAAAAUAAGAGUAGUUCAUUGGGUUUUGAUUUGUGAUUGUUUCAGCUAAUGACUUGUUAAGUGGGCGGCAAGCUGUUGCUGAUUUUCAGGCCACAAGAUGGCAAAGGACGGCUGGUUGGAUUGCCCCGACUCCCGGCAGGUCAAAGCUCAACUUUGAUGGACAUUGCCUUGGUAACGCGGGGGAGUCUGGUAUUGAGGGCAUGGUUAGGGGCCGCCAUGGAAUAUAGUUUUUGAGGGCUGAACUGCAAGCUAUGAUUCAAGGUUUAAAGUUCAUGAAUAUGCAGGGAAUGAGGGACAUGGAGGUAAACGGAGUUGCAAAACCAUAAUCUGCUGAAUAAGUUCUCUUGAAGAGAUCCCUUGAAAGUUUAAGGCAGUGUUUGGCAUUGAUGCCGUUUUCUCAGAAAACAGCACCACAUAGGCACCACAUCAGAAAAGGCGGUGCUUCAAAAAAUGGCCUCUUAUUUGGUACCGUUUUUCCAGAAAAAAACGUUGCUUCAGACCAUAUCUUGGAAAUUGAGAAAGUGUGGUCUGAAGAAACGUCAAGUUCACUGUUUUCUCAGAAAAUAGCCCAUUGCUGCUAGCGGUGCA